AUGACCGAAGUACCCAUUUACCACCUCGAGGAGAAAGAAUACGACGCGCCUUAUUAUCAAAUCCGUACCGAUUACGAAGACAACUUCUUCAACUCCAACACUCCACUCGUCAUUGACAAUGGAUCGUACCAGUGUCGUGCAGGCUGGGCCACACAAUCGAAUCCAGCAUUGAUCUUUGACAGUGUUGUUUCAAGGUACAAGGAUCGUAAAGCCAAUGUCAAUAUGCUCGCUGUUGGUAUGGAUGCCUACGCGGAUCCUGCAGGCCGAUCCAACGCACGAUCACCUUUUGACGGCAACGUUGUGUGCGACUUUGACCGUAUGGAAACCAUGUUGGAUUACAUCUUCACCACCCUCGGCAUCACUACCGAUAGUAUCAACCAUCCCAUCGUCAUGACAGAACCUGUUUGUGUUCCGCAAUUGAGCCGCAAACAAAUGAGUGAGCUCUUGUUUGAAGCAUACAAUGUUCCAUCAGUUAUGUUUGGUAUCGAUUCACUAUUCAGCUUUUACGCCAAUGGUGGUAUGCGGGAUACGGAUGGUGAUGAAGCCGAUAUCGUUGUCUCUGCAGGACAUAGCAACACACACAUUAUUCCUACGUUACAUGGCAAAGGUCUUUUGGAAAGGACGAAGCGCAUUUCGUAUGGUGGCACACAGGCAACCGAUUACAUGCUCAAGCUUAUGCAACUCAAAUAUCCGACGUUCCCCACGAAAAUGACAAACACACAGGCACAGGAUUUGGUGCACUCUCAAGUCAUGGUCGCUGAUGAUUACCAAGACGCUUUGAAAAAGAUCGAGAAUCGAGAUACGUUUGGAGAGUUUGAUCGCAUCGUGCAAUUCCCAUAUACGCCACCGGUGAUUGAGGAAAAGACUGAGGAAGAAUUAGCUCGACAAGCAGCUAAAAAGGAGGAGAAUGCGCGUCGAUUACGGGAGGCUGCUGCCAAGUCUCGGUUGGAAAAGCUGGUGAGACGAGAACAAGAAUUUGAGGCAUUCACAGAACUCAAGAAUUCGAGAGCUAUCAUGAACAAAAAAGAAUGGAUGGCUCGAUUAAAAGAAGCAGGCUUCAAGGAUGAGGCUGAUCUCGAUGACACCAUCAAACAAACGGAUGCUGCUAUUCAACGAGCAAGGAAUAAAGAAUUGGGCAUUGAAGAGAAUGAAGAAAAGGGACCCCCUGUUACCACGCUUAUCGACAUUCCUGAUGAUGAACUAUCUGAAGCGGAGAAGAAGGAAAAGAGGAAACAGAAGCUGAUGAAAGCCAACUAUGAUGCACGAGAACGGGCUAAAAAGGCAAAGGAGGAAGCCAAAGCGAGAGAGGAGGAGGAAGCAAGAUUGGAAGAAGAAAGACGAUUACGGGAUCCUGAGAAAUGGAUUGCAGAAGUGAAGCAAAAGCGUCAGGGUGUGGUUGACAGGAUCAAAAAGAGAAGACGUUUGAAUAUGGAAUUGGCCGAUCGUCGAAGCCGAGCAUCCCAACUGCGUAUGCGAUCCAUUGCUAAUCUUGCAAGUGAUACCCCUACUGGUAAACGUCGAAGGAGAGGUCAGGAAGAGGAUACAUUUGGUGCUGACGAUGAAGAUUGGAUGAUCUACCGAGAAAUCAGUCGUGAAGAUGAAUCGGAUGAAGAAGAAGAGGAUUUAUCAAUGUUGAACCAAUACGAGUCCUUGCUGCUUCAAUACGAUCCCGAUUUCUUGCCAGAGCAUUCCUUUGAAGCUACAUCCUCGCCAACCAACACGCUUAUGCAUCUACUUGCACGUGGUCAAUAUCCUCCUUACGAUCCUACCGAUGUCGGCCAAAUGCAUCAACUCCAUGUCAAUGUUGAACGCGUACGAGUGGGCGAGGUGCUUUUCCAGCCAAGCAUUGUUGGAUUAGAUCAGGCUGGCCUGGUGGAGACUAUGCAUGAUAUUGUUAGAACCUUCAAUCCCGAUCGUCGUAUGCAAACUGUCAAGACAAUCUUUGUUACUGGUGGCUUCAGCAGUUUACCUGGUUUCUCGAAUCGCAUCUUUACAUCAUUACGAGCCAUCCUUCCUGUUGGUGCAAGCUUCCAAGUCAAACGUGCUGAAAAUCCAUUGUUGGAUGCAUGGAAAGGAGCUGCAAUGAUAGCAAAAGAGUCUGGCUAUAAACAAUACGCUGUUACUCGUCAAGAAUACGAAGAAUAUGGAGGAGAAUAUAUCAAGGAACAUGGUUUAGGCAAUGUAUUUCGGUAG
This is a messenger RNA of Lichtheimia ornata, 2193 nucleotides long. RefSeq lists its product as uncharacterized. NCBI's taxonomy places the organism in Eukaryota, Fungi, Mucoromycota, Mucoromycetes, Mucorales, Lichtheimiaceae. The record is from RefSeq and is a predicted model, not a curated record. The coding region runs from base 1 to 2193 and encodes 730 amino acids. Gene Ontology annotation, biological process: regulation of DNA-templated transcription. Gene Ontology annotation, cellular component: Ino80 complex; cytoplasm. The transcript has 16 exons.